AUUCGAUGGUAGAGAUUGUUGAAUGAUAAUGUGGCGUAAUACGGGUGUAAGAAAGGGUACGCGUGACACAUACACAAUUUUAUAAAUGCCUUUUAAUAUAUUAUAAAGACUAAAAUAGACCCACUCUAUAAAUAAACUUUUGACUAGCAAAUAAUAAACAACUCAAAAUUGAACCUUAAAUCCAAAUUAACCCAAAAAUAAAUCGGGUGAAAAAAAAAUAAACAACUCUCGGCAUCCACCAAUCCACCAUAGCUCACCAGUCGGCAAUCACCAUUCGCCACAACCCAAUUGCCAAAUAUUAAUUUUAAAAAAUUUCCCUAAAAAGCAAAAUUCAUAUUUUUUUCAAAAAGUUUCAAAAUUAUUUAUCAAGUAAUGUGGGGCCAAGCAAGAAAAUCAAGGUGUUUGGCCUCAAAUGGUGCUCUGAAUUCACCUAAUAGAUACUCUAAUUUUUACAGAAGCCCGCAAAUUCCGACAUUAAUCCAAUCUCUUAAAUCCUUAUACCCUGGAUUUAGCACUGAUCUACUGCUUAUUACUAAGUAAAUUACAACUACUACAAACAAACAACACCCACUUUACUGUUCUUGUUCAGCUCAUCUGUGCUAUCUUUUUGCAGAUUCUCCAACUUUUUGCCAAAUUUGAUCAAUUUAAACUUCGAUCUGAAAUACCCAGAAUCCAAAUUUGCCAAAAAUCUGUAAAAAUUUGCACCCCAAAUCACUGGAAAUUGAAGAGAGAGAAAGAGAUGGUGGUAUGGAGGAAAGGGUGUUGAAGAAGAAGGUGGAAAAAUGGCGAGAAUAGAUUGGGGGAGUCAUGGAAGAGGGAAAUGGGGUUGUUCUUAUAAGAGGAUUACUUUAAUUGUUUGCUCAAUUAAUAUUGUUGUUGCUCUUUAUGUUCUUCAUUGCCUUUACAGCUCUGUUUAUAACUACUCCAAUGCUAAUACUUCUUCACAAGAUAUUGUUAAGCACACCCCAGAUCAAUUGAGGAGAAUGGAGGAGUCGGUUCGGAUUAGGAAAGCAGCAGAGCCUAUUGAGCUUGUCAAAGUGGUUGAGAAUUUUACAGCAGUAUUGGCUGAACAAAAAAGAAUCACGAAAUUACCACCACAUUUGAAGCAGAUGAUUCGAGAUGAGAUCCUGCAACAGCUCAAAACCCUACCUGCUAAAGCUAAUACGACCGAGCAAAGAGAAGCAGUUGAAAACUGGCGGGACGCUAAAUUGCAUGAAGCAAGACUAUUGAUCCUUGGUGAACAGAAUGUUACCUUGACGAUUUCAUCCGAUGAUGCUGCAUUACUAGUUGAGGCCAUGGAAUCAAGUUGGUCUUCAUUUAUGGAAGUAAUUGGGCUGUGGAUACCACCUGCAGUCAUUCACAAGGAGCAUGACGAUAAGCCUCCUGGAAUAGAUGAGCUCGAAGAAGACCUUUUAGCUGGAAGGCCUGUUCCUCCCGAGUGUCACGCUGAACUUCAUACAGAUUAUGAUGGGGUUGCUGUUAAAUGGGGUCUAACCCAUCACAAAGAGAGUGCUGCUGACUGUUGCCAGGCUUGCUUCGAUCAGGCAAGUCGAGCGAAGCCUGGUGAAAUGAAAUGCAAUGUAUGGGUUUAUUGCCCAUCUGAAGCAGGUUGUUAUUCUCCAGACAUCUAUGAACAUAAGCAUCAGGAGUGCUGGCUGAAAUUUUCAGAAAAACCCAAAUUGAAUUUCAAAGACAAGUAUUCUGAAACAUAUAGAAGUUCUCACCCAGGAGCACCUCUGGUUGUUCCAUGGGUUUCUGGGGUGUUGAGUGCAUGAUUGGGGAAUUGGAUACAGCAAGGUAUGCAACGAAUUGGAGCAGGCUUAGCAGUACACAACCUUCAGCAAAUUGUCAAAAUGGAGACCAUCUGCUGCUGCUUUGUUGGAAAAUUUCGCUUCACUCUUGUUAGAUUCAGUGAGGGCUUUCGAACUACAUUGUCCAGGCUUCUUUGGUUUCUGAGUCAAUUUUUGUUAACUCAUGGCUUGGUGGUUUACUGGUGCUGGUUCUUUAAAUUUGAAUCAUGGCACCCUUUUAGAGGGUUACACUUUAACUUGAAAUAGUUCAUUGUAAAACAUUUUGAAGAUAUAUAAGAUCUGUUGCGCAAUUCUUUCA
Messenger RNA from Chenopodium quinoa (quinoa), 2109 nucleotides. RefSeq lists its product as uncharacterized. The transcript has 7 exons. Bases 783 to 1775 code for a protein of 330 amino acids. Lineage: Eukaryota; Viridiplantae; Streptophyta; Magnoliopsida; Caryophyllales; Amaranthaceae. The record is from RefSeq and is a predicted model, not a curated record.